Messenger RNA from Oncorhynchus gorbuscha (pink salmon), 2370 nucleotides. RefSeq names its product coiled-coil domain-containing protein 146-like. The transcript has 7 exons. Gene Ontology annotation, cellular component: cytoskeleton. Bases 390 to 1220 code for a protein of 276 amino acids. NCBI's taxonomy places the organism in Eukaryota, Metazoa, Chordata, Actinopteri, Salmoniformes, Salmonidae. The record is from RefSeq and is a predicted model, not a curated record.
ACUUGUUUACAGCCACUGGAACCAUCUAAUCUGUGUGGUUGAGCUUUUAUUUGACAUGUGCAAGGAGAGCUAAUCGCUCUGUGGUCAGAUGGAGAGACAUGGAUGGCUUCCCAGAUGCUGAUUCUGGUCCACGGCUUCAGGCAGAUGAUUAUUGAAAGAAGGAUGUUGUUCUCUCGUAGCUGUUCUCUACUGGGAAGAUCAGCGGGACCAAAGCAGCGAAGCUCAAAGCCAGUUUCAGCCUCCUCCAUGACACCUUGAAAAGCUCUCAGCAGUCAGAGAUCCGGCUGCUGCAGGAGGCCAAGCAGUUCAGAGCAGAGCUGGAGCGCCAGCAGAGAGAUCUGGAGACGGCUGAGCAGUUCCCUGAGGGGCCGGACACAGAGGUCAGCCGCAUGAGACAGCAGCUCCUCAAGUUCCACAACGACCUGCAUCAGGCAGAGGAGAGGGACUACCAGAUGAACUACCAGCUAGAGUGUCUCACAGAAGAGAAGCUUUGCCUGGAGAAAGAGUAUGAGUCUCAACCCAAACCAGUUGAGCUGGAGAAGCGUGCGAAGGCCCUGAAGGACAGCAGUGAGGAGCUGAGGAAGGAGGUGUCUCAGAGGAGACAGGAGAUACACAGCCUGCUGGAGGACAUGGAGGCCAGACACAAACUGAUGACCAGGGAGCAGAGAGAACUGGACCACAAGAAGGACAGCAUAGUAAACAACCAGGCUGAGUUGGCCCAGCUUCUGUCUGUUCCUGGCCAGUUGGGGAAGGAGAUUGAGAGGAUCAACAGGAAAAAGAUGGAGGUUGAGAAAAGUAAGGCGGCCCUAGACGAGCAGCUGUCUGAGGUGGCGGCUCUGCAGAAGAGGACAGAGGCUCGCUGUCGCUCCCUGGAGGAGGAGAAGAGGGAGGUGAGGAGGCAGGUGGAGGGGCGCAGGGCACACCUGGAGGCUGCCGAGAGGGAACACAGCAUGCUGCAGAAAGAGCAGGAGAUGACCAAGGAGAAGGAGGUCAUUAUGAUGGGACAGAGAGGUAUGCUGGACAUCAAUACAGGCCACUGCAUCAUGGAAAGGAAGACCGCGCAUGAGAACCUGGCACAAAAGCAGCGUGAGAGGGACCGGCAGCUCAGAGAGCUGAAGAAGGUGGAGCUGCAGCUCAAACAGGCCCAGGACGCGCUGGUCUACACUCAGCUACUGCAUGACAAGACCAAGUCUACAGUUAGUUCACAGUUCACACACUAACACCAAACAGGCCCACAGUGUUCUGGUCCACACUCAGCUACUGCAUGACAAGACCAAGUCUACAGUUAGUUCACAGUUCACACACUAACACCAAACAGGCCCACAGUGUUCUGGUCCACACUCAGCUACUGCAUGACAAGACCAAGUCUAUAGUUAGUUCACAGUUCACACACUAACACCAAACAGGCCCACAGUGUUCUGGUCCACACUCAGCUACUGCAUGACAAGACCAAGUCUACAGUUAGUUCACAGUUCACACACUAACACCAAACAGGCCCACAGUGUUCUGGUCCACACUCAGCUACUGCAUGACAAGACCAAGUCUAUAGUUAGUUCACAGUUCACACACUAACACCAAACAGGCCCACAGUGUUCUGGUCCACACUCAGCUACUGCAUGACAAGACCAAGUCUACAGUUAGUUCACAGUUCACACACUAACACCAAACAGGCCCACAGUGUUCUGGUCCACACUCAGCUACUGCAUGACAAGACCAAGUCUACAGUUAGUUCACAGUUCACACACUAACACCAAACAGGCCCACAGUGUUCUGGUCCACACUCAGCUACUGCAUGACAAGACCAAGUCUACAGUUAGUUCACAGUUCACACACUAACACCAAACAGGCCCACAGUGUUCUGGUCCACACUCAGCUACUGCAUGACAAGACCAAGUCUACAGUUAGUUCACAGUUCACACACUAACACCAAACAGGCCCACAGUGUUCUGGUCCACACUCAGCUACUGCAUGACAAGACCAAGUCUACAGUUAGUUCACAGUUCACACACUAACACCAAACAGGCCCACAGUGUUCUGGUCCACACUCAGCUACUGCAUGACAAGACCAAGUCUACAGUUAGUUCACAGUUCACACACUAACACCAAACAGGCCCACAGUGUUCUGGUCCACACUCAGCUACUGCAUGACAAGACCAAGUCUAUAGUUAGUUCACAGUUCACACACUAACACCAAACAGGCCCACAGUGUUCUGGUCCACAGCUCUGCUGCACGACAAGUCAAUGGAGUUCACAGUUCACACACAGCUCCUGCACGACCUCCACUUUCAACAUGUAUGGACUCUGUAACGGUAUCUCUCUCUCACUUUAACAUUUGUUAUUUUAUAGAUUUUAAUUGGUUGACAUGUCAUC